Molecule: messenger RNA, 1479 nt
Organism: Mercenaria mercenaria
Lineage: Eukaryota; Metazoa; Mollusca; Bivalvia; Venerida; Veneridae
Exons: 5
Coding region: 113-640 (175 amino acids)
Biological process (GO): regulation of cell cycle
Cellular component (GO): nucleus; cytoplasm
Source: RefSeq, a predicted model, not a curated record
AAGUGCGUAAAUCGGUCUGUCGUGAUUAGCGCAGGUGUAACUGAAAGCCGUAUUAUAUUCGAAAACAAUAUAUCCUGCAGUGACGGACUAAAAAAACUAGGAAAUUUGAAAUAUGACUUUAACUGACAUAGAAGAACACUUUUGCAUGGAAUUUUCAAAGAACUAUCUACAGGACGUUGGUAAAGCGGCUCGUACGGUCAUGUCUAGGUCGUGUACGGAACGUAGGCUUACGUGCGGCGUGGUGGAAUGUGCACGUCAACUUGAAACAGAGCCGGAUGACGUCAUGAUGUGUAUACUUCCGGAAAUAUCUGCCCAAAACGUGCCCUCGGGGAUACAACACACCCUGAUGGAAGCUUAUUGCAGAGAGUUUGAAAUACCAGUUCUAAAGGUCGAAUCCGUGUCCUCGCUGGUUGAAAUGUUUCAAGUAUAUGAGGCCAAGUGCAUUUCAUCGAAACCUAACGUCACAGAUAACGUCAAUACUGCGCAUGCACCGCUCAAGCGAAAAUUGAGCUAUACACGUGACUAUAGUUGCUUUUUGAUCAGGAACCCGGAUGUAUUGUCGUCUGAUGAGUGCUUGCUGAAAAUGUUUUGCGUCCAAAUAUCAGACAAAAAAGAGGUCAUCAUAGAAAUACCAAGCUGAACAGUUCAUUUCUGCGAAAUGAGAAUAGAAAGAAACCAUGUUUUCUUGCAAACCAACUAACUGCGAAACGCUCACUUGCAGCAAGGCAUAUUUCUCAAAGACCAACAAACGAAUUGUGCUGUCGUAUGACCAGCAUGGGUAUUGGCACGUGCAGUAGCCGUUCUCAGACAAAUAUUUGUUAUAGGUUAACGAUAUAUAACUGUAUUUGGAUUAAAUACAUGUAUGACCUAAACAUUGCCUUUUUCUCUUUCUCUGAAAGGUUCUCUUGCAAUUAUUUUGUUUGUAUACAAGUUUAUUUAUAGUCUCCAAUGUGCACCGGUAACCCAUAUGGACGACUCCUCCAGAAGACUGUUAGUAAUUUUAGUGGGAGUAUAGUGCAAGAUACAGAAGACGCUCCAAUUCCAGAAGCUUUCAUGGUUCUUUAGCAUGCCAGGUGUAAAGCACCCAUAUACUUGGGACUCUUAUCCCAAUGUUAGUAAUUUUUAGUUGGAGAAGCGGGGGCUUGAGCUCACGAUCCCUCGUUUCGUAGUCAGUGGUACCACUGCGUCUGCUCUCUUACAAUUAUUGUUACGUUGACAUAUCUUGUGAAAAGUCCUUGUAUUUAAAUGAAGGUAAUGUGAACGUGUUGGAGAACCUUUGAAUAAUACGUCUUAAAAAGAGAAAGUACAAACAUUUCUUUUUUAAAUGCAGUUACUGUUAACGCGUUUUUCUUUUCGCGUUUUGCUGCUGAAUUGCCGAGUGACAUGUACGUGGGAGAAUGUAAAGCGAAUUAUCUAUGCAUGUAUUUUUAUAUGAAAAUGUUUCUGUAUAAAAAUGGACUAAAUAAAGAUACAAAUGUU